AUGAUGCGCAACCACCACCUUCUCCUCGUCGUCUCCCUCCUCGCAACCCUCGUCUCCUCAACCUCAACCCAAAAAUGCUACCUAAUGGACGGCACAUCCGCCCCCUCCCUCUCCCCCUGCAACCCACCCUCCAACACCACCACAACGACAACAACACAACACUCCCCCUGCUGUCCCCUCCGCCCCUCAACCAAAAACCCCGCAAUCUGCCUCACCAGCGGUCUCUGUCUCUCCUCCAACGGUCUAAUCUACAUAUCCGGCUGCACGGACCCAACCUGGACCGACCCCGCCUGUCCCUCCGUAUGCCCGGACGCGCGCACAAAGUGGACCGGCAAGGCUCUCGAGAAUAAGGACUGGAAGCAGGGCCAAGUGCUCGAUCAUUGGCAAGUUAUGACGUGUGCGCCGAAGAAGGUCUGUUGUAGACGGUUCUCGGGGAAUGAGGGGUGUUGUGGGAACCGGUCGCUUUGGGUGAAUGAGUUUGAGGCUGGGAUGCCGAGAUUUAGGGUUUGGGAGGGGGAGGGUAUCAAUGGUUAUUUGGGAGGGGAGGAUGAGGGUGGGAAUGAGACUGCGACGGCUACGGCGACAGGGACGGGGAGUCAGAGUACGAGUGCUGGAGAUGAAGGGAAAGAGGUGUGUCGAGAGGCGACGGUGGGUGCUGCCGUGGGAGCACCGUUAGGGGCAGCGUUCGUGGCGACACUGGCGGCGUUGGCUUGGGCGAUACGCAAGCAGAAGGUCACGGAGAAGCGACUACGAGGGGUGGAAGCGCAAGUCCCGAUGCAGAAUCCAAGUCUGUCAUCGAUGGGAUAUUAUAAAGAAGCCGGAGCAAGACACGUGCAGAGACCCGGAAAUCAUGCGGAAUUGAGUGCGACGAGACAGUAUGAGCUGGAUGGGAGGUCGAGUGCAUAG
Messenger RNA from Aspergillus melleus, 906 nucleotides. RefSeq lists its product as uncharacterized. Bases 1 to 906 code for a protein of 301 amino acids. Lineage: Eukaryota; Fungi; Ascomycota; Eurotiomycetes; Eurotiales; Aspergillaceae. The record is from RefSeq and is a predicted model, not a curated record. The transcript has a single exon.